ACGAGUUUUGAAACGCGAGAAGAAAAAUAAUGAAGAAUAUUAAACAACAGGGUGGACAAAGUUCGUUCAUUACACAACAUAACGACGGGCUCAAAAAUUGUGGAAACAAUUGCUCUACUUGACGAAAUUACCUCGCCUCGCUUCAAAUUGUUUGAACGAUGUUUAUAAGCCAAUUACUGACCCUUGGGCUGCGGGGAACAAUUAAUUCAACACUACACUCCGACGAAUUUGCUUAUUUCUCAUCACGGGUCCCCGCAGAAUUACGAAUGACGAAACACGCUUCGCGUCACCGAAGCGUCUUUUGGCUCACGGAAGCUGAAAAUACAACUCGCGGAAAUAACGUUUACCAGUUUUCAGCGCCGUUUCCAAAUAAUUUCCCAAAUAUUAACGCGAAGAGAGAGAGAGAACCCUCGGUUAUAUGAACAAUCGAGAAUGAUAUUUCAAAGGGUUUUUGGGGUGGAUAUAACAGAUAUACGCCAUAUCUGCAGGGUGUGCGGACGAUUUCAGUCCCAUUUGGUAGGUAUCUGACCGUGUCCUAAAGUGAUACGGAGAGCGUCGAGGUUCGGUAAGCUUUGCAACAUUUAAUUGAAUUCACCCCACGCGAAUUUCUAUAACGACGAGGAAACGUAGACUAUAGAACGAGGAUAAUUUCCACCACAAUUCAGCAUCGCCAAAUGAUGUCGGGAUACUGUAAUUUAGCGAAGUUGGCUGAUUGAAAUUCCAGUGCUAUAUUCGAGUCGGAACUCGCAAGGGAUGUGUCGUCAUCGGGGACUGUGGCUCCUCGAUACAAUAACAAAUUAUGUACUCGUUGUCGAAUUAGGUGUAAUUACAGAGUCGUAAAAAUGAAUGAGAUAUUUAUUGAACAUAAAUGAUAUUACGUUACAAAUUUACAAAGGUUCGAGUGUUUCAACUCUUGAACUUAACGCCGUACGGCGUCAUUACCGCAUUGCUUUGUGUAUAUCAUGAAACGGUCGUACUUUCAAUUUACGACGUAUGAAAGUAAAUUUUUAGUGGUAAUCGGAGCAUUCGAAGCCAUCACCGAAUUCCAUUGAAUAUUCUUUCAUUCAAAACCUAUUUAUUAAAUAGAAUCCUCAUCCAGAACCGAAUCCCAUUUCUCUCCGAUUUAUCCUAUAGGAUGAAAAAUAAUCGAAUAUUGCAAAAUUCAAGCGGAAUUCAAAAUGCCACCUCCAACAGUUCAUAGUCGACUCCGAUUUGAUCACUCCAUAAUUGCUUCAGCGAAGUAAAACUAGUAAUUCAAUUUAGCGGGCACACACACGCACACACAUACACACGUUCGUCCACGUUAAACCUUGCCUUGCGAUUGCAGGCUUUCAAUAAGUGACCGAGGGCCAAAUCUUCAAUGAUUGAAGGAAAAAUUUACCCUUCGAUCAAGUCAUAACCGAAAGGUCAAUUUUACCUAAAAGCUGAAACAGCUGUCUUUUCAACGAGAGUCUAAAUAUGGCAAAUGUUAACUAGACCCGACGGAAGUUGGGGGAGGAAUUAUUUUGCCCAACUGUAGUUGAUUCGCGAUUGGCCGAGGGUAAAAUAGCGAGGGUGAAAACUCACCCUCCGAGUACAAAGGCCGGCGACGCGCCAUUCGACGGUGGAGUUUUGUCGGAGGAGGAUGGAAGAGAGGAGACCCAUAAGUGCGUGCGUAACAGUAUUCACUCGGUGAACAGUGAGUCGGAGUUAGCGGGACUACAAUCAAUACGGGAACUUCGUUUAUAAUUUUCCAUUCACUGAUCAUAUAAAGCGAAGAUUUAGCUUCGGUGUCGACCGGAUAUAUUGUAUACAAUCAUUGGAGAACUUGUACACUCCGUAAACGACCAGCCGCGUGUUAAAACUUGACAACUCAAUGGCUGACUACGUGUUCGAAGAUGCGCAACAGGAAAGUCUUCCGGUCCCCGAAGACGGACUUACCGCGAGUCAACUGUUCUCUACCGGGGAAGGUCUCACUUAUAACGACUUCAUAAUAUUGCCUGGAUACAUCGACUUCACCGCUGACCAGGUCGACCUUUCGUCGUCGCUGACCAAAAAGAUCACCUUGAAAGCACCGCUGGUGUCAACCCCCAUGGACACGGUCACCGAAUCCGAUAUGGCAAUCGCGAUGGCACUUUCGGGAGGGAUCGGGAUAAUUCACCAUAACUGUACGCCCGAGUACCAGGCGAUGGAAGUUCAAAAAGUUAAAAAAUACAAACACGGUUUCAUCAGAGAUCCGGUUGUGUUAUCGCCAAAUCACACGGUAGCCGAUGUUCUCCGAGUCAAAGCCAAACACGGUUUUUCAGGAGUGCCUAUAACGGAGAGUGGGAAACUGGGUAGUCGAUUGGUUGGAAUAGUAACGUCCAAAGAUAUCGACUUCAUCGAAGAUGUCGAGAGUCAACAAAACGAAAAACUCGGUCGUGCGAUGACCAAGCUGGAAGAUCUAAUCACUGCCAAUUCAGGAGUCGCUUUACAAGAGGCGAAUUCCAUCCUAGAAAUGUCGAAGAAAGGUAAACUUCCCAUAGUCAAUGAAAGGGGGGAAUUGGUCUCCUUAAUGGCGCGGACCGACCUCAAGAAAAACAGAAGCUACCCCAACGCUAGCAAAGAUGGAAACAAGCAGCUCCUGGUCGGUGCCGCGAUCGGUUCUAGGGAGGAAGACAAAGCGAGACUCAAGUGUCUCGCAGCCGCCGGUGUGGACGUAAUCGUCUUGGACUCGUCCCAAGGAAACUCAAAAUUCCAAAUCGAGAUGUUACAUUACGUCAAGUCAGCGUAUCCGGAGCUCCAAGUUAUCGCUGGAAAUGUAGUCACUUGUGCACAGGCAAAGAACCUCAUCGAGGCUGGCGCCGAUGGACUCAGAGUCGGGAUGGGAUCCGGGUCAAUUUGCAUCACCCAGGAAGUGAUGGCGGUCGGGAGGCCGCAGGCAACAGCUGUCUAUAAAGUCUCGGAAUACGCGAGGAGAUUCGGAGUGCCGGUAAUCGCUGACGGCGGAAUUCAGUCGAUCGGGCACAUAAUCAAAGGUCUGUGUUUGGGCGCGAGUACCGUCAUGAUGGGCUCCAUGCUCGCUGGUACUUCGGAAGCUCCUGGGCAGUACUUCUUCAGUGACGGUGUUCGCCUGAAAAAAUAUCGAGGAAUGGGAUCGCUGGAGGCAAUGGAACGAAGGGAUUCGGGGGGCUCGGCGAUGGACAGAUACUUCCACAACGAAAUGGACAAAUUGAAGGUGGCUCAAGGUGUGAGCGGUUCCAUAGUGGACAAGGGAUCGAUCCUGAAAUUUUUGCCCUAUCUACAGUGCGGUAUCAAACACGGAUCCCAAGAUAUCGGCGCCAGAUCGGUUUCGGAAUUGAGAUCGAAAAUGUACAGUAAUGAGAUUAGAUUCGAAAGAAGAACCCAAUCUGCUCAAAUAGAGGGCAACGUUCACGGCCUUUUCUCUCACGAGAAACGGCUCUAUUAGAUCCGGGACACCACGAUUGUUCUUAUACAUAUGUAGGUAUAAUGUAGAUAGAAUUGAGGGGCCAUGUCUUCAGGGGCUUUUUGAAUGACGUAAUUUAUUUUUUCAACAUACUAUGUAUUCCAUACUGAAAAUUUUUUAUUCCAAAUUUACAUGUGUUAGACUGCUUCAAAACGCCUCUGAUUCAAAUUAGAAUAUACUACGUUGUAACAACCUAUCCUACUUAUACAAGACGCGAAACGCUUGUAUACACUGGUAUGCAUCGAAAACUGCGCCUGAAAUUGUACCUGCAUUAAUUAUAGGUAUACAUAAACUGCGCAUGCCACUAUACAUAUUGUACGUAUAAUCGCAUCAUCGUUAGGUGUGCCAACUGUUUUAUAGAAAACAAAUUACGUUCCUCGAUGUUGAGUUUAUUUAUGUAUUAUAUGGAAUAUUCUAUAAAUAAAAUUAUCAACGUUUA
Molecule: messenger RNA, 3884 nt
Organism: Athalia rosae (coleseed sawfly)
Lineage: Eukaryota; Metazoa; Arthropoda; Insecta; Hymenoptera; Athaliidae
Product: inosine-5'-monophosphate dehydrogenase-like
Exons: 2
Coding region: 1856-3427 (523 amino acids)
Biological process (GO): GTP biosynthetic process
Cellular component (GO): cytoplasm
Molecular function (GO): IMP dehydrogenase activity
Source: RefSeq, a predicted model, not a curated record